AUGUCUACUAAAAUUCUUCAAAUUUGUACGCACUCAGGAACUUUUCAUGCCGAUGAAACAUUGGCUGUCUUUAUGCUUAAGCUUCUUGGAAGAUUUUCCAACGCCAAAGUUGUGAGGUCAAGAAAGCCGGCCGAUUGGGAAGCAUCUGAUAUUGUCGUGGAUGUGAGUGGAAAGUACGAUGGAAAGAAGUUUUUUGAUCAUCAUCAAAGAGAGUUCACUGGAACAUUCAAUCAUCAGUACAAGACCAAACUUUCUUCUGCCGGAUUGGUGUUCAAGCAUUUUGGAAAGGAAAUCAUAUGCUCUGUGCUAGGAUUUAGUACUGGAAAGAACGCUAAAGACAUCGACUUUGUUUAUGACAGAGUUUACAAAGAUUUCGUUGAAGCUAUUGACGCUAAUGACAACGGUAUCAAUAAGUAUGCAAAUCAAAAUGACUUGAUUCCCAAGUUCCAUGACCGGAACUUCAGUCUUGCCGGUACAGUUGCGAACUUAAACCCUUCUUGGGAUUCAGAUCCUACAGAUGCAGAUUUUGAUGCACAGUUUCAAGUGGCCUCCCAGUUGAUGGGUAAGGCAUUUAUGCAGUUUUUGAACUACAUCGGCAAAUCUUUUCUCCCUGCAAAGCAGUACGUGCAAAAGGCUUUUGAUGAGAGAUUCUCCGUGGAUAAAAGCGGAAAAAUCAUUCUCAUGAAUCAGUAUGUUCCCUGGAAAGAGCAUAUAUAUAACAUAGAGAAGAGCAAUAAUGUCGAAGGACAGAUCUUGUAUGUUUUAUUCCCAGAUAGCAACAACAACUGGAGAAUCACUGCUGUGCCUGUUAGUGCCAGCUCGUUUGAUUCUAGAAAGAAGCUUCCUGCAGAAUGGAGAGGUCUUAGAGAUCAGGCUUUGAGUGACAAGACUGGAAUUCCAAAUUGUGUUUUUAUCCAUGCCGCAGGAUUCACUGGAGGUGUCGAGUCAAAAGAAGGCGCUCUCAAACUUGCUAAGUUAUCCUUGUAA
Molecule: messenger RNA, 987 nt
Organism: Brettanomyces bruxellensis
Lineage: Eukaryota; Fungi; Ascomycota; Pichiomycetes; Pichiales; Pichiaceae
Exons: 1
Coding region: 1-987 (328 amino acids)
Cellular component (GO): nucleus; cytoplasm
Source: RefSeq, a predicted model, not a curated record